AUGACAACCUCCAUCCCACAAACCAUGAAAGGUGUCUUGAUUGAAAAAACUGGUGGUGUGGAAGUUUUAGAUUAUAGAACAGAUUUGCCGGUUCCGAUUCCUAAGGAGGGAGAGGUGUUGGUUAGGAAUGAGUUCGUGGGGGUUAAUUAUAUUGAUACCUAUUUCCGCACCGGUCUCUAUCCCUCCCCUAAACCCGAAAUCCUCGGCCGCGAAGCAGAAGGAACCCUCGUAUCUCUUGGACCCUCCACCUCCGCUCCCUCCAACCUACAAAUCGGCAAUCGAGUAGUCUACAUGUCAACAUCCACCUACGCCGAAUACACCAGCGUUCCCGCCUCCAAAAUCCACUCUAUCCCCUCCUCCCUCUCCCCAGGCAUCGCCGCCGCCUCUCUCCUCCAAGGUCUCACCGCCUUAACCCUCAUCCGCGAAGCAUACCAUGUGCAACGCGACGAUUGGAUCCUUGUGCACGCGGCAGCGGGUGGAGUAGGUCUUUGGUUAUGUCAGUUGUUGAGGGUGGUUGGGGCGAAGGUUAUCGCGACGGCGAGUUCGAAGGAGAAAUUAGAAUUAGCGAGGGUGAAUGGGGCGACGGUGGGUAUUAAUAAUAAAGAGGAGGAUAUUGUGAAGAGGGUGUUGGAGAUUACGAGGGGUGAGGGGGUGAAGGCGGUUUUUGAUAGUGUGGGGAAAGAUACUUUUGAGGGGGAUUUGGAGGUUACGGCUAGGAAGGGAACGGUGGUUAGUUUUGGUAAUGCGUCCGGUGCCGUCCCCCCAUUCCUCAUCUCUAAACUCUCAGCCAAAAAUCUCAAAGUUCUCCGUCCAACACUCUUUGGCUAUAUCGCCACACGCGAAGAAUUCGAGAGGUACACUAGCGAACUUUUUGAUUUUAUUGUGAAGGAUAAGUUGAAUGUGAGGAUUCAUGAAAUUUAUCCGUUGGAAGAGGUAGGGAGGGCGCAUCAGGAUAUUGAGGGGAGGGGAACGACGGGGAAAUUGUUGUUGAGGGUUUAG
Molecule: messenger RNA, 999 nt
Organism: Sclerotinia borealis F-4128
Lineage: Eukaryota; Fungi; Ascomycota; Leotiomycetes; Helotiales; Sclerotiniaceae
Source: the annotation of a GenBank genome assembly